This is a messenger RNA of Python bivittatus (Burmese python), 917 nucleotides long. NCBI's taxonomy places the organism in Eukaryota, Metazoa, Chordata, Lepidosauria, Squamata, Pythonidae. The record is from RefSeq and is a predicted model, not a curated record.
AAUAAACUUCUAUCUAUGGAAACCUCAGGAGGAAGAGAGAAAUAAUCAUAGUCUUAAAUUCAAGUGCUGGAAGGUGUUUCAUUUUGAAUGUUUAGAAAUCCUAAAGCUCCGAAAUAACCCCAUCAAAUUCAUCCCAGAAGAGAUCUCUGCAAUGAGGAAUCUUAAAUUCUUGACCGUGUCCUUCAAUUUGCUGACUACUCUUCCAGUUGAGCUAUUUACCCUGCCAAAUCUUCAGAGUCUUGAUGUUUCCUAUAAUGAACUCGAAUAUAUCCCUAAUGAAAUACAAAAUCUCAGAAACCUCACCUACCUGAAUGUUGAAGGGAAUCUGCUCUACUACUUGCCUUGUGGGAUUCUGAAACUUCAGCUGAAACAGCUGCUGGUGGAAAACAACUUUUUGCAUGCCUGUUUCUGGAAGGAGAUUUUCCUGAUGCAGCCUCAGCGCCUUACUGACAUGGCUGCCCUGUGCUUUGUUAAGCACAAGCUGUGGAAAAUAUAUUAUGAGAUUCCAGAGGAGAUUCAAGAUAUUAUAAGCAACUUUGAAGGCUGUGACUGCUGCAACGGACCUUUGUACGGAAAAGGCUUUCGUUUUAUCCUCAUUUAUAGGAACGUUUAUGGACUAAGGCUUCCGUAUCAAUUUUCAGCUUGCUCACCGGUCUGCUACAUGGCCUUUGUCAAGCCAGCUGCGCUGACCUGAUGAACGUGAAUGUUUAGUUGAUUGAGAUUCAGGCAGAGCAAAUAACCUGUUGAAUGAAGACCAAGCAAUGAUUCAAGUAUGGAAGGGCAUUUUUUUUUUUGCAAAAGCGUGUAUUAUGUAGACCUUCUGUGGGGUCUAAGGAUUAGUGUGACAUUGCAGAGUUCUCUUGAUUACUACCCCCAUCUGUAAGCAAUGUUGUGAAAAUCCUAGCACCACUUCCAGC